AUGGGUGAGAUGGCGGUGGGGACCCAGUAUCGUCAGCCAGCGUCCGCCGAGUUCAGCUGGCAGCAGGCGCUUACUCGAAUUGAUCGCGAGAGUGUGUGUUCGAGCCCCCUUUUGUUCGUCCUGCUCACGCUCCUGGUGCUCCUUCUGGGCUGCGACCGAUUCGGGGCUUCCAGGCUUUUUGUUUCGUGCCGACGCCGAGGCGAUAUCAGCGUCAAUCUCGGCCCCCUCGGCCGCCGGGUAGUUCGCGUCGAGAAGGGGUGGCGCCCAUCACCGUGCCUAGCAUGCAUGUACUGGUGUCCCCACAAGCAGCGCGCGCUGGUGGGGGAAGUUUUUUUUUCGCCGCCAUUCAGGCGCUGCUCUCUCGUGCUUUCCCUCGCGCCGUGGAUCGCUCGGACAGCGCCCCAGCGGUCUUGCUUGUUUGGCCGUCGUCCCGCGCAGUUGUGUAGCAGGUAG
Molecule: messenger RNA, 453 nt
Organism: Prorocentrum cordatum
Lineage: Eukaryota; Dinophyceae; Prorocentrales; Prorocentraceae
Source: the annotation of a GenBank genome assembly